UUAUUUUAUUUAAAUUAAGGGGUCGUAAGCAUUAUAAUUAGCAUGGAAAAUAAAAAUGGAGUCACAGCACAUUAGAUGACAGUUAAAAAAUUUGUAAAUCGAAAUUAGUGUUUUUUAUUUCGUUAAUGAUAUUAAUGGAUAACUUAACCUCUUAAAAAAUGAUUUUGUAUUCAUAAUCAGAUAUUGAUGUUAAUAAAAAUUGAAAAAACUGUUGAUUUAUUGCCGUUAUGAUCAUAGGAAAGUAAUGAAAAAUUUAUAAUUUUCUAUUAAAAAAUAAUGAAUCAGUCAUCAACACGCAACACAAUAUUUUCCCACGAAUUCACUUUUAAAAUAACGGAAAACAAUAAAUAUAUUGAUUCAGAACGUGUUGAUCUCAUAAAUUCGUCAACUAAUGGACAAUUUUAUAUAUCUGCCCUCGUCACUGAUAAAAAUCAAUUAGACGUCAAAAUAUUUAAAACAUUUUUACAAUCAGCUAUAGCUACUAUUUACAUAAAAGUCGCCGAUCAAGCUUAUUCGAUAAUCGACAUUUCAGAUUGGAAAGAAUCAUGUGAAAUUUACAAUAUCCCAAUUCCGAGUUAUUGUUACAAAUGUUACUAUUGCAAAAAGGUCGGGCCUCACAAAGAACACGAUCUACUUUUUACAUACUUCAAAAUAACAAGUAAAAUAAUAUGGUACGGAUUUAUUGACGAGUUCAAAUUAUCGGAUCUAAAUCACGAUGUACAAAAUUACCCAAUUAGAUCGGAAUUCAGUGACGUUGUUAUAAAAACCCGGGACAAAAUAUUUCCAGCUCAUAAAAUUAUUUUGGCUAUUCAGAGCCCGGUUUUUGCAAAAACAUUGACUACGGAGACUAAAGAAUCUAAAGAAAACUGUAUCUUCCUUCAGAAUGUCGACGGAGAUGUAGUCGAGGAAUUAAUGACGUUCAUGUAUGAGCGUAAGUUGGAAAAAGUUUACAAUGAUGAUGUCAUUGCAUUAAAAUUAUUCAAAAUUGCGGGAAUGUAUCAAAUUAAAAAAUUAGUAAGUAUUUGUGGGUUAAUAUUGAGCAAAAGUUUAACGAUGAAUAACGUUCUGAUGCUGUAUGAAACCGCUAAAAAAUACGAUUCAUUUAUUUUGAAACAUCGAGCGAUGGCGUUUAUUUUGAUAAAUCGUAAUGAUAUUAUUCCUUCUAAUAUAUUCAAGGAGUUUUGUAUAAAAGAGCCUGGACUAAUGUAUGAAAUAAUUGAAAAUCUCAACAAUAUAUAUUAGAAUAUGUAAUAAGAUAUGAGCUUGGAAACAAAUAUAUUAAAAUUUUAAUGUAGGCCUGCAAGUCUUUACUUUAUUUGCUUUUAACUUCUGA
This is a messenger RNA of Microplitis mediator, 1333 nucleotides long. RefSeq lists its product as uncharacterized. Gene Ontology annotation, molecular function: ubiquitin protein ligase binding. NCBI's taxonomy places the organism in Eukaryota, Metazoa, Arthropoda, Insecta, Hymenoptera, Braconidae. The transcript has 2 exons. The record is from RefSeq and is a predicted model, not a curated record. Gene Ontology annotation, biological process: regulation of proteolysis; proteasome-mediated ubiquitin-dependent protein catabolic process. Bases 277 to 1242 code for a protein of 321 amino acids. Gene Ontology annotation, cellular component: cytoplasm.